UCACAGCUUGUGUCAUUCAUCAGCGCCGACUGGGAUGUAAAGUCACGCUCAUGGCGUCGUCGUCUACAGCUGUGAUUCUGGCUGUCCUACUCAUCGGCCUGUCUUCUACCGAUGUUCCUCAUCGCAUAGAAAACUACAAUGUAGCAGAAAAUGCCAUCUCUACAGCAACCCCAGACCUGGGUGGGACCACUGACCUGGUUGGUUCCGCAACAACUGAGACACCUGAUCUGGCCACAACCGAGCCAGCCGUUCCAGGCACAACGGAGCCAGCCGGUCCUGCCACAACCGAACCAGCAGGUCCGGCCACAACCGAGGCACCUGAUCUGGCCACAACCGAGCCAGCCGGUCUGGGUACAACCGAGCCAGCUGGUCCGGGCACAACUGAGACACCUGAUCUGGCCACAACCGAGCCUGCCGGUCCAGCCACAACCGAGCAAGCCGAUCCAGGCACAACCGAGCCAGCCGGUCCAGGCACAACCGAGCCAGCCAGUCCUGCCACAACCGAACCAACCGGUCCGGCCACAACCGAGGCACCUGAUCUGGCCACAACCGAGCCAGCCGGUCCGGCCACAACCGAGGCACCUGAUCUGGCCACAACCGAGCCAGCCGGUCCGGGCACAACCGAACCAGCCGGUCCGGCCACAACUGAGACACCUGAUCUGGCCACAACCGAGCCAGCCGGUCCGGCCACAACCGAGCCAGCCGGUCCGGGUACAACCGAGCCAGCCGGUCAGGGCACAACUGAGACACCUGAUCUGGCCACAACCGAGCCAGCCGGUCCAGGCACAACUGAGACACCUGAUCUGGCCACAACCGAGUCAGCCGGUUCAGGCACAACCGAGCCAGCCGGUCCGGGCACAACUGAGACACCUGAUCUGGCCACAACCGAGCCACCCGGUCCAGGCACAACCGAGCCAGCCGGUCCUGCCACAACCGAACCAGCCGGUCCGGCCACAACUGAGCCAGCCGGUCCGGGUACAACCGAACCAGCCGGUCCGGGCACAACCGAGCCAGCCGGUCCGGCCACAACCGAGCCAGCUGGUCCGGGUACAACCGAGCCAGCCGGUCCGGGCACAACUGAGACACCUGAUCUGGCCACAACCAAGCCAGCUGGUCCGGGCACAACUGAGACACCUGAUCUGGCCACAACCGAGCCAGCUGGUCCGGGCACAACUGAGACACCUGAUCUGGCCACAACCGAGCCACCCGGUCCAGGCACAACCGAGCCAGUCGGUCCGGCCACAACCGAACCAGCCGGUCCGGCCACAACAGAGCCAGCCGGUCCGGCCACAACCGAGGCGCCUGAUCUGGCCACAACGGAGCCAGCCGGUCCAGGCACAACUGAGACACCUGAUCUGGCCACAACCGAGCCAGCCGGUCCAGGCACAACCGAGCCAGCCGGUCCGGGCACAACUGAGACACCUGAUCUGGCCACAACUGAGCCAGCCAGUCCUGGCACAACCGAGCCAGCCGGUCCGGCCACAACCGAGGCGCCUGAUCUGGCCACAACCGAGCCAGCCGGUCCGGGUACAACCGAGCCAGCUGGUCCGGGCACAACUGAGACACCUGAUCUGGCCACAACCGAGCCAGCCGGUCAAGGCACAACCAAGCCAGCCGGUCCUGCCACAACCGAACCAGCCGGUCCGGCCACAACUGAGCCAGCCGGUCCGGCCACAACCGAGGCGCCUGAUCUAGCCACAACCGAGCCAGCCGGUCCGGCCACAACCGAGGGACCUGAUCUAACCACAACCGAGCCAGCCGGUCCGGCCACAACCGAUCCAGUGGGUCCGGCCACAACCGAGCCAGCCAGUCCGGGGACAACUGAGCAGCUAGAGACCACCGCCCCCUUGAGUACAGUACCACCAUCAUCAACAGCAGAACCUUCAUCAGAUCCCAUACCUUCACCAAAACCCACCACAUUAGCUCCAGGGACAACAACAACAAUUCACUGCCAAAACGGAGGAACGUUAAUUGGCGGCAUUUGUGCCUGUAUCAGCGGAUUCCAUGGAAAUGCUUGCCAGUUCCUGAACGAAACCAUAUCGAUCGAUCACAUCGAACGUUUGGUGAAAAUUCAAAUGGUGGUCAACCAGGAAUACAACCCCAAUUACGACAACACCAGCUCAGCGGAAUACAGAAACUUCGUUGAUAAUUUUACCAUGGAGAUGGAGAAAUUUUACAGAGAAAAGAAAGUGCAACAGCUUGACAAAGUGGUGGUAACCAAUGUUAGCCGAGCGGCCUCGCCAACGUUGAUGAGACGUUCGGCCUCUGCACUGGAGAGGCGCAGAUUAGCCGUCGAUGGUACGGCCACCCGCAGAGCUACACCACAAGGCGUCAACGUCAGCCACGAAGUGGUUUUGUUGAUCAAAAACGAUCCCACCUCUAACGAAGCAUAUCGGGACGAAGUGGAUACGAUCGAUGGGGCUCUGCAAUCGCUGAUUAAUUGCCAAACAGGUUGCCCCUACAAUGUGACAGAGAAACCGACUGUGGAUCAGACUGAAGUGAAUUUGAACACACUUUGCAACUCCAUCUUGGAUCCGGACGUGGCUCAGCACUACAAGGCCGUGAACCUCAGCAACACGCUGGUGUGCGUCACUCGAUGCGAUCAAAUAUACGGCCCGGAUUUUCUUCAAUGCUACAACGAUGGAGUGUGCAGAGUUUCCGUGGGUGUCGGUGCCAUUUGCAAUUGUAAGGAUUUGGGAUCCACAUGGUACUUAGGAAAUGACUGCGGGUUGCCCAUCCAAAAAGUUGCCUUCUAUGCCGGUUUGGUGGCCACCCUGGUUUGUCUACUCGUCACCAUAGCAGGCUUGACCGCGUACGUGAUCAUCAACAAGAAAGAGCAGACAAGGAAAAAAGACAUUAAAAAGAAGCUGGUGAACAACUGGAUCAGCGACGAAAUCGAGUGGUCCCGAUCCGAGAAACUCUCGACAGGCACCUUUAAUGCUGGACACCUGAACCCGACGUUCCCCUACGACGCGCCGCGGCGGACACCGCCGAUGCGCCAACACAACGACUCGAGACAGUCAGGCCGGUCCAGCCCGGCCGUGAGCAUGUACAGGCUCGACGGAGCGGCCCGCGGGAAUAACGGAUCGCUUCGCCCCAACGGAUUCCCUAUCUCUGAUCAAGAGAUGAGGAUCCAAAGGCCGCAGAUCAGGUCAUCGUGGGACGCCUGAGCGCCCCCCUUUUCAAAAACAAGCACCUUAAUGACUCAGCGGCAGCAACAACACUUUUCUUCGAAGGAAGCUAAUUUAUUGGAUCUCUUGUCUUACAACAUCUAAGCUGUAGAAAUGAAUUAUUUUAUCUGUAAAAGUAGCGAUUUUCCCUUCACGUAGUUGGAAAGUACGCUUUAGAACACUUUUGUUGAUUUAUUUUAUUUGGUCGGGACCAUGCGUGAAUGACAAUCAGCAAGAAAAUGCACUUUGCACCCCAACCCUCAGACCCUACUGAGCCUGAACGCUCGCACGUUUGGUUUCUGAAUCAAGUUGGUGUCGUUUUGGUUCUGUGCGGAAUGCUUGCAAAUAUGUAGUUGGGACUUUGUUCUACUCUAUUGUUGCUUUUGAAUGAAAAAAAAAAAAGCUGAUUAUCAACGGCUCGUUUUUCUUCUGGCUACUGCGAACCGGCGCGCUCUGCUCACCACUUCAAAUUCCCACAGCGGUCAACGAGCACACACGUGGCGGUGCGGUGGCAUAAACCGGGGGUCGGCAACACGCAGCUCUUGAGGCGCAUGCGGCUCUUUAGCGCCCCCCAGUGGCUCCCUAGAGGUUUUUCAACCUUUAUUUUA
Molecule: messenger RNA, 3778 nt
Organism: Hippocampus zosterae (dwarf seahorse)
Lineage: Eukaryota; Metazoa; Chordata; Actinopteri; Syngnathiformes; Syngnathidae
Gene: muc3a
Product: mucin 3A, cell surface associated
Exons: 17
Coding region: 51-3170 (1039 amino acids)
Source: RefSeq, a predicted model, not a curated record